Gaeumannomyces tritici R3-111a-1 is the source of this 1675-nucleotide messenger RNA. RefSeq lists its product as hypothetical. Gene Ontology annotation, biological process: transcription initiation at RNA polymerase II promoter. The transcript is spliced from 2 exons. The record is from RefSeq and is a predicted model, not a curated record. Gene Ontology annotation, cellular component: transcription factor TFIID complex. The coding region runs from base 195 to 1313 and encodes 372 amino acids. Lineage: Eukaryota; Fungi; Ascomycota; Sordariomycetes; Magnaporthales; Magnaporthaceae. Gene Ontology annotation, molecular function: protein heterodimerization activity.
CGCUUCGCGGCGCGCCUUGUCUGGGAGGGAAGCAACUUUCGAGCCGCCGCCCAGGUGAACAGUCCGUGAUGCAGCUUUGCGCCCGCCACCCACCCCGACAGCGCAUCCCAGAUUGCCGACCCGAAACGCGCGACCCUAACGGGCGUUGCUCCUGAUCGUUCCUUGAUGACAUCGCUACAUUGAGCCUCGCGACAAUGGCUUCAGGGCCGCUGAAGCGACUCUCCCCCUAUGGAGACGAUGAACUCCCCACUGCCAAGCGGACUCGGACAGAUUCAACCCUCACCAUCGUCGCCGCUCCCGAUCCCAAGCCAACAGGUGCCCAGCCCGUGGCCGAACUCACGAGCAUGGAAGAGCAGGCCCGGAGCGGGCUGCGACGCAGCAUCGCGCUGAUACUACAACAUGUUGGCUUCGACUCGACGUCGGGGCCAGCGCUGGAGCGCCUGACGGAGAUGACAGAAGAAUACAUGCUCAUGUUCAGUGGCGAGGUCAUGCUUUUCGCCUCGGCCGCCCGACGAUCACAGCCCAUCCCUACCGAUUACGAUAUAGGACUAAAACGCGUGAACCUGGGCACCGGGCUGCUCAAGCCGCAUCUGAAGCCGCCGAUACCGAAACCGAGGAUAACGCCGACCUACGCAACCCCCGCGGGGCUCGUCGACACGCACCAGAAGGGUCUGCCGUUGCUGGGAGAGGAGCUGAGCGGCCGGCCAGAGAAGGAGGCCAAGAUCUACAUCCCCAAAUCGUUCCCGGACUUCCCCAGCAUUCACACCUACAAAGCGACGCCCCAGGACACGGACGAGGUGACUGUACAGGGCACGGGUCUCAGGUGGAGCGACGACGGCACGCCCGUGGUUGGGGUAGAGCACGACCUAGCCGCCGCCGCCGCCGCAGCGGAGGAGGCGGCCAUGCCCGGCGCCGCAAGAGACCCUAGGCGCGUGCGAGAGGCAUCGGCUCGGGAGUCCAAGCAGGCCGAAGAGGCGCUGCGUCGGGUCGUGCGCGCCAGCAAGAUCAACACGCUUAAGGAGGCGCGCCUCGCUGCCCAGCGCGGGAACCACAGUCGCCGCAGGUACGAUUUCUGGGAGGAGGCGAUGCGCGAGAUGGUCGAAGAGGGCGCGGGGGUCAAGGCCAACGGGAAGGGCGGUUCUCUCGGCCUCAGUCUCGGUGCCGGCGCCAGCAAGUCGCUUGGCACAAGCAGCAGCGCGAGGAGCGAAAUCGCGGACCACAGUAUGAUCGUCAACGCACAGAGGUCGCACCACCGCCAGGAAGUCUCGCGCUCCGGCAAGCGGGCACAUGGCGACGCUACGGCGGGGAAAUAAGCCUUCCUCGUUCUCCGAGCCCGUUCUCGGCGUAUAGAUAGUUCGCUUGCCGGGGUGGGCUUUCCACUCAUACCUUCUUCCGUUUCCUUUACUACUGGGGCACAUGCGGCGUCAUGAAAUAGAGACCACGGCAUUUUGCGCGGAGUUGGGUGUACUUUUCGGUACUUGGGUGCCAUCAUUGGAAUUCCUCUUUUGGCUUUCUUUUUUACAGUGUAAUUUUAUAUCAAUAUCAUGGCAUGAUAGCGUGCCUUCGAUUUUGAUACCCGAGAAUGUCUUGGGGAAUAAUCGAGGCUCAUCCGGCACGUCCCUUUCUACCCGCUUCUCCAUCGCCGCCACCUCAAGAAGGUGUCGCCAAAUGAAAU